UCCUGUUUCACAGAAGAAAUGAAACGCUGCCAAAUAAUCAAAUCAUUUUGCUGCAACUCCUCCAUUUACUCCUUGAAAAGUGGUCAAAUGAUUAUGUACGUACCCGCUGUCCUGUGAAGUAACGUGGACUUGUAAUAUACUAAGGUCAGAAGAAACCACUUACCAUAUUCUCAUGGAUACCUUGACAGGCGUUCGUGGCGUAAUACUGUGUUUGCAAAUGAUACGCAUUACAUAACCUUCUGUGCUUACUAAAAGGUGAUUGUUGUACCUUGAAAUGAAGUGUGUCAAUCAUCUUCCAGAUAGUGAAGUUGAGACAUGCUGACAACUAUUUUAUUUGGAUGUGCCAUUGUGAUAUGUGCCGCUUCCCAAAGUGAUCUUACAAUACAGAUUGGCCCAGGAACGGUGAAAGGAAAAUAUGACACAACCAUAAAAGGAGGCACUUUUAGAUCUUUUACUGGAAUCCCAUACGCCGAGCCUCCAGUGGGAAUUCUACGGUUUAAGCCGCCAGUACCACUAAAACCAUGGAACGGUGUCCUAGACGCCACCAAACCUCACCAAAUUUGUCCCCAAAUGGACGUCUACUUUGGAAAUUACACGGUUGCUGGAAACGAAGAUUGCUUGUACCUUAACGUAUAUGCACCGGUGGUAACUGAGAAGGCAAGCUUUUCCGUGCUGUUCUAUAUACAUGGUGGUGGGUGGAUGAGUGGCAACGCAAACUCAGAACUCUAUGGACCUCAAAAACUUUUAGAGAAAGAAAUUGUGCUGGUUACAACUAAUUAUCGACUAGGGGCCCUUGGAUUUUUGAGCACAGGCGAUUCGGUGGUGCCUGGUAAUAAUGGCCUGAAAGAUCAAAGUUUGGCGUUGAAGUGGGUAAAGGACAAUAUUAAAUGCUUUGGUGGAAACCCGAAUAAAAUUACGGUCGUUGGACAAUCGGCUGGUGGGGCAAGCGCCCACUUUCUUACUUUAUCGCCACUUAGCAGAGAUUUGGUAUCAGGCGCUAUACUGCAAAGUGGAACUGCAUUUGCACCUUGGGCGAUCACUUUAAAACCCCUUGUCAAUGCACAAAGACUCGCCAGUUACUUAAAUUGUCCGUCUACGUCUAGCGAGGCCAUAGUGGAGUGUUUAAGCACUAAAGAUUCGUCCGAUAUUGUUGAGCAAGACAAACGAUUUUGGGAAUAUAGCUACGACCCUAUGAUUCCUUUUAAGCCAGUUGUAGAACGAGACCAUCCAGGUGCGUUUCUCACUGAAGACCCGGCCGUAAUCGUUCAAUCAAGGAAAAACGUGCCAGUCCCACUGAUGAUAGGGUUAACUACUGAGGAUGGAGCAUUGAAAUCUGCCACAUUGCAUAAAGACCAAAGAUUGAUCGAAAUGCUAAACAAAGACUUUGAUGUAAUUGCGCCAUUUCUCUUCGGCUACGAUCAAGCUACUUACAAUACAAGUGAAGUUUCAGAGCGAAUCCGAAAUUUUUACUUUCGUGGCCGUAAAAUUGAUGAGAGCAAUAAAGCGGAAUUGACAAAUGUUGUUACUGACUCUUGGUUCCACGUAGCUACUGAUUUAGCGGUUAGAUUGCACGCUGAAAACAGUAACACUGCAGUUUACCUCUACAUCUUUGGGUAUCAAGGGGUUGUAUCCUUCUCAACAGCAUUCAAAGAUGCAGCCGACAGUUACAAUUACGGAACCUGUCAUGGUGACGAAUUACUUUACCUAUUCACACAAACCCAUUCCCAAGGUGCAAAAUUCACUGAAGCAGAUAACCGCAUGAUGGAUAUUAUGGUGUCCAUCUGGACUAAUUUUGCAAAAACUGGCAACCCAACCCCUGAUGACAAUGAGCUAUUGACGGUGAAAUGGCAUCCCGUCACUAGUAAAAGUAUGGAAUACUAUUCUAUCGGUAAGGAUGGCGAUUUGCAAAUGGGAGAAAACUGGGAAAUAAAACGAUUGAGAUUUGCUAGAGAGAUUAAGUUUAAUGCUAGAUGGAACCGAAGUAAAGAUGAGCUUUAAAGCCAUCCACCCAGGUUUUUUACGGGAAUAGUUUUAGUUGAGGUGUAAAUACUGUAGGUAAUAAAUACACGUUAGAACUCAA
Messenger RNA from Photinus pyralis (common eastern firefly), 2080 nucleotides. RefSeq names its product venom carboxylesterase-6-like. The transcript is spliced from 11 exons. Lineage: Eukaryota; Metazoa; Arthropoda; Insecta; Coleoptera; Lampyridae. Bases 316 to 1998 code for a protein of 560 amino acids. The record is from RefSeq and is a predicted model, not a curated record.